AUGACGCACGAACAUUCGCUCGCAGUCGUUGCUGCUCUUGUCAAGUCUCUCGCCAACGAUCCCGUCUCACCGCCCGCCUUCAAUGUCCGCGCAGGCGGUCCCCUCCGCAUUCCCGGGCCGGACACACCCGCCAAGGUAGAGCUAGAACGCGAGCUAGCUGCCCUCGUCCUCCGCGUACAUCAACUCGAGACAAAGGCAGGCUCGGCGCCCGUCACCAUAUUCCCAGACACCCCGAACGAAGGCGCCGACUCGCUAUUUGCCGAUGACCGAAGUUCUACGCCCGCGGUCCCGGCCAACAAGGCGGUCAAGCCCAAGUACGGCGAUUCCCUGCCGCGAAAUGGGUUUAUCGACGAGGCUCUUGAGGGGCUCCGUGAGCAUGUCGACGACCAGUCCAAACUCCUCGACAGCCAGCGCCAAGAGCUGGCUGGCGUGAACGCCCAGCUCCUCGAGCAGAAACAUCUGCAAGAGAAGGCUCUUGCAAUUAUCGAACAGGAGCGCGUUGCCACUCUGGAGCGGGAGCUGUGGAAGCACCAAAAGGCCAACGAGGCUUUCCAGAAGGCACUUCGUGAGAUAGGUGAAAUCGUAACUGCCGUUGCCCGCGGAGACCUGUCCAAGAAGGUCCGCAUGAAUUCCGUGGAGAUGGACCCCGAAAUUACGACAUUCAAGCGCACCAUCAACACCAUGAUGGACCAGCUACAGGUCUUCUCCAGCGAAGUGUCUCGCGUCGCCCGCGAAGUCGGCACCGAGGGCAUCCUCGGCGGCCAAGCUCAGAUCCAAGGCGUUGAUGGCACUUGGAAGGAACUCACAGACAACGUAAAUGUCAUGGCGCAAAACCUCACGGAUCAAGUGCGCGAGAUCGCAUCGGUAACUACAGCUGUCGCCCAUGGCGACUUGACCAAGAAAAUCGAACGCCCUGCCAAGGGUGAAAUUCUGCAGCUGCAGCAGACCAUCAACACCAUGGUGGAUCAGUUGCGGACGUUUGCCUCUGAAGUCACACGCGUUGCUAGAGAUGUCGGAACCGAAGGUAUCCUGGGCGGCCAGGCCGACGUCGAAGGCGUGCAGGGCAUGUGGAACGAGCUGACAGUCAACGUGAACGCCAUGGCCAACAACCUAACUACCCAAGUCCGAGACAUUAUCAAAGUUACUACCGCUGUCGCAAAGGGAGAUCUUACGCAAAAAGUACAAGCCGAGUGCCGAGGUGAAAUAUUUGAACUGAAGAAGACAAUCAACUCCAUGGUGGACCAGCUGCAGCAAUUCGCACGCGAAGUCACCAAGAUCGCCAGGGAAGUCGGAACCGAGGGGAGACUGGGAGGCCAGGCUACCGUUCACGAUGUGCAAGGGACAUGGCGAGAUUUGACGGAAAAUGUCAACGGCAUGGCCAUGAACCUGACAACACAAGUGCGCGAGAUUGCAAAGGUUACUACUGCUGUCGCGCGAGGUGAUCUGACCAAAAAGAUCGGCGUCGAAGUCCAAGGAGAGAUUCUGGAUCUGAAGAACACCAUCAACACCAUGGUGGACCGCCUGGGAACGUUCGCCUUCGAAGUGAGCAAGGUAGCUCGGGAGGUCGGAACAGACGGAACUCUUGGCGGUCAGGCCCAGGUCGACAACGUUGAGGGCAAAUGGAAGGACCUCACAGAGAAUGUCAACACUAUGGCCAGCAAUCUUACCUCACAGGUGCGAGGUAUUUCAACUGUCACACAAGCCAUUGCCAACGGCGACAUGAGCCGGAAAAUCGACGUCGAGGCCAAGGGCGAGAUUCUUAUACUAAAGGAGACGAUCAACAACAUGGUUGACCGGCUGUCCAUAUUCUGUAACGAGGUCCAGAGAGUGGCCAAAGAUGUGGGUGUUGAUGGCAUCAUGGGAGGACAAGCCGAUGUCGCUGGUCUAAAGGGAAGAUGGAAAGAAAUCACAACUGAUGUUAACACGAUGGCAAACAACCUGACUGCCCAAGUCCGUGCAUUUGGCGACAUCACAAACGCUGCAACGGAUGGGGAUUUUACAAAGCUCGUUGAGGUUGAGGCCUCGGGCGAGAUGGACGAGCUCAAAAAGAAGAUCAAUCAGAUGGUAUACAACCUGAGGGACAGUAUCCAAAGAAACACACAGGCCAGAGAGGCAGCCGAAUUGGCCAGCAAGACCAAAUCCGAGUUCCUUGCAAACAUGUCGCACGAGAUUCGGACGCCUAUGAACGGAAUCAUCGGCAUGACACAGCUGACCCUGGAUACGGACCUGACACAGUACCAGCGGGAAAUGCUCAAUAUUGUCAACUCACUGGCAAACAGCUUAUUGACCAUUAUUGACGACAUCUUGGACUUGUCCAAGAUUGAGGCCAGGCGGAUGGUCAUCGAGGAAAUCCCGUAUACCCUCCGCGGAACCGUCUUCAAUGCCUUGAAAACACUUGCAGUCAAGGCCAACGAAAAGUUCCUUGACUUGACGUAUCGCGUGGACAGCUCAGUGCCCGACCAUGUAGUUGGCGACUCGUUCAGGCUCCGCCAGAUUAUUCUCAACCUGGUUGGCAACGCUAUAAAGUUCACCGAACAUGGCGAGGUCAGCCUGACUAUCCAGAAGGCGUCCCAGGUGCAGUGCGUUCCGGGCGAGUAUGCCAUUGAGUUUGUUGUCUCGGACACGGGCAUCGGCAUCCCGGCAGACAAGCUCGACCUCAUCUUCGACACGUUCCAGCAGGCCGAUGGUUCCAUGACGCGCAAGUUUGGCGGCACCGGUCUUGGUCUAUCUAUCUCCAAGAGGCUUGUCAACCUGAUGGGAGGUGACGUGUGGGUCAAGAGCGAAUACGGAAAGGGCAGCAAGUUUUAUUUCACUUGCGUUGUCCGUUUGGCUGAUGGCGACAUCUCGUUGAUUGCGAAGCAACUCAACCCUUACAAGGGUCAUCACGUGCUCUUCAUCGACAAGGGCAGGACAGGCCAUGGACCCGAAAUUGCCAAGAUGCUGGAGGGCUUGACACUGAUCCCCGUUGUCGUCGACUCCGAAAAGAGCCCUGCUCUUGAGAAGGCGCGGAUCCAGAGCUCCUCGCCGUAUGACGUGAUCAUUGUCGAUUCUAUCGAGGACGCCAGGAGGCUACGGUCGGUCGACGACUUCAAGUAUCUGCCCAUCGUUCUCUUGGCGCCCGUGGUCCACGUGUCCCUCAAGUCUUGUUUGGACUUGGGCAUUACCUCGUACAUGACGACCCCUUGCCAGCUCAUCGAUCUCGGCAACGGGAUGGUGCCGGCUCUCGAAAACAGAGCCACGCCGUCGCUAGCAGAUAACACCCGCUCUUUUGAGAUCCUACUGGCCGAAGACAACACUGUCAAUCAGAGGCUAGCCGUCAAGAUUCUCGAGAAGUACCACCAUGUCGUGACGGUCGUCGGCAAUGGCAAGGAAGCCGUUGAGGCUAUCAAACGUAGGAAGUUUGACGUCAUUCUGAUGGAUGUACAGAUGCCAAUCAUGGGAGGUUUCGAGGCGACGGCCAAGAUUCGCGAAUACGAACGCAGCCUGGGAACCCAGCGGACGCCCAUAAUUGCGCUAACGGCGCACGCCAUGAUGGGCGAUAGGGAGAAGUGCAUCCAAGCACAAAUGGACGAGUACCUCUCAAAGCCGCUACAGCAGAACCAUCUCAUUCAGACGAUACUCAAGUGCGCUACGCUUGGCGGACAGCUCCUGGAAAAGAACCGGGAGCGUGAGCUCACGCGGGCUGCCGACGCCGUGACGGGCGGCCGUCGCGACACGGGAUCGUCUUUGGCCUUUCAGAGCCAGGCAGUAGUUGCUGCCGCCGCCAACCUCCGCCCAGUCUUAGCAACACGCGCCAUAACGGCCGCCGAGGCACUCCUAGAGAGCCCAUCCCUCGUCACAGUUGACCACGAGGACCCUAUGAGCAAAAACAGUAGAGCACGCAGCAGCCUGUCGGACCCUAACAUUCACGCCGCGAAAUGA
Messenger RNA from Lasiosphaeria miniovina, 3921 nucleotides. RefSeq names its product putative histidine kinase group protein. The record is from RefSeq and is a predicted model, not a curated record. Bases 1 to 3921 code for a protein of 1306 amino acids. Gene Ontology annotation, cellular component: membrane. The transcript is spliced from 6 exons. NCBI's taxonomy places the organism in Eukaryota, Fungi, Ascomycota, Sordariomycetes, Sordariales, Lasiosphaeriaceae. Gene Ontology annotation, molecular function: phosphorelay sensor kinase activity. Gene Ontology annotation, biological process: phosphorelay signal transduction system; cellular hyperosmotic response; phosphorylation.